AUGUUCACUAAGGCUGUCGUUGCCCUGGCCCUCGUGGCCGUUGCUGCAUCUGCUCCUUCUCAGCCAGCUUACGGCUACGCUCCUCAGCCUACAUAUGAGGUUCCUGCCAAGUACGACUUCAAUUACGCAGUAAAGGAUGACUACUCCGGUAACGACUUCGGUCACCAGGAGGCCCGUGAUGGCUACGAUACUCAGGGAUCUUACUACGUCCUCCUUCCCGACGGUCGUCUGCAGAAGGUCGCCUACACUGUUAACGGCGAUUCCGGCUUCGUAGCCGAGGUCAGCUACGAGGGCGAGGCCCAAUACCCCGAGUACAAGCCUGCUCCUGCCUACAAGCCUGCUCCAUCCUACCAUCCCGCACCUGCCUACAAGCCUGCCCCUGCAUACGAACCUGUCCCUACUUACGAGACCACCCCAGCCUACGCCUAA
Messenger RNA from Penaeus chinensis, 429 nucleotides. RefSeq names its product cuticle protein 7-like. Lineage: Eukaryota; Metazoa; Arthropoda; Malacostraca; Decapoda; Penaeidae. The transcript is spliced from 3 exons. Gene Ontology annotation, cellular component: extracellular matrix. Bases 1 to 429 code for a protein of 142 amino acids. The record is from RefSeq and is a predicted model, not a curated record.